UUUGUAUUUUUACGAAAUUUUACAUAGAAACCCCUAUUACAACUGGCGCUGCAACCCAAAUUGUAACAAAAAAUCGUAUGGAAAUCUCUAUUACAACUAGCGCUGCAACCACUUUAGAAACCCAUAAAUUUGAAAAAAAAAGUUAAAAAAAUAGGAUAUGGAGUAUUUUUUUUUUUUUUUACUUUUUUUAAGUUAAUAUUAGAAGUUAGUUGAGUAAUUAAAUAUCCAAUUAGUGAGUAGUGGAAGAUGAUUUUUUAAAUCCAAUUAUUAAUUUAAUUGGAUUGAUUUUGAAUAAGAAAUUAUGUUGAAUGAUGUGCAGCCCUAUCUGCAAGUACAAACAAAGCAAAAAAAAAAAAAAGAAGUAGCCGUUACAUACAAGGCUCACUCACUCACUCACUAUCUAGAAAUGGUAAUAAAAAAUUAUGAAGUAUUCUAUAAUUUUUCAUUUUUUUUUCCGUAAUUGUAAAUGUAUUUUGCUAUAAAUACACAUCUUUUAAUCUCUAAACUACCAUAUUCAUUAUAUUUCUCAAAGAAAAAAAAAAUAUAUUUCGUGGGUUUUGUUGGUUGAAUCUGAUUAAGUUUCUUCUCAAUCAUCAACUGUAUUAUUUAGCAAUGGCGGAAGGAGCUAUCUUGAGUGUGGCUCAAAGCAUUAUUAGAUCACUGGCUACUGCGGCGCUGAAAGAGAUGGGUCAGCCAUGGGGACUAAAACAGCAACUCCAGGAACUCAGGGACACCAUGUCUGCCAUGGAAGCCGUGCUUCGAGAUGCAGAGGAUCAGCAUGCCAGCAGCCACCAAGCCAUUGAUUGGGUUUCCAAGCUCGAAGAUACCCUUUAUAAAGCUGAUGAUUUGGUCGAUGCCAUCGGCACCGAAGCUUUGGGAAGACGAGUGAGGUUUGGAGGCAAAAGAAGUAAGAAGGUACGCAUUUUCUUCUCUUCAUCUAAUCAAUUUGCUUUUCGAUUGAAAAUUGGUAAGAGGCUCAAAAAAAUUCAAGAGAAACUGAAUAAGAUUAAACAAAUUCGAUCUCUUUACAUGACUAAUAUGAACCCAGCUCAGAAUAAUAUUAAAGCAUCAUACCCAUUACAAGAUAUUAACGAUAGGGAGACUCACUCAUUGGUUCACCCAGAGGAUAUCAUAGGCAGGGACAGUGAUAAAAUGAGAAUCAUACAAUUGUUAGUGUGUACUGAUUAUGAAGAUCAGGAUUUAAUGAUUCUGCCCAUAGUGGGUCUUGGAGGGUUAGGAAAAACAACACUUGCUAAGUUAGUUUUUAAUGAUCCCAAAAUUGACAAAUUCUUUGAAUCAAAAUUGUGGGUGUGCGUGUCUGAUGUGUUUGACUUGAAAGAGAUUGUUAAAAAGAUGAUAGAACCAAAAGAAAAUUUAGAAAACUUUGACUUGAAUUCGUUGAAGAAUCGCCUUAGAGAUAAGCUACAGGGGAAAAGGUAUGUUCUUGUGCUUGAUGACAUUUGGAACGAAAAUCAAGAAAAGUGGGAAGAGUUAGAAGAGUUACUGAGGGUUUUGGGUGCAAAGGGUAGCAGGGUAUUAGUAACUACACGUAGUAAAUUGGUUGCCAGAAUAACAAAGACUACUGAGCCAUUCGAGUUAAGUGGUUUGGAUGAAGAUCAAUCUUGGUCUUUAUUCAGAAAAAUGGCAUUUAAGAAAGGAAAAGAGCCAGAUGAGUCUAGAAUUUCACCAAUGAAAAAGGAGGUCGUAGAAAAGUGCUGGGGAGUUCCUCUUGUCCUUAAGACAAUAGGAAGACUAUUUCAAUCGAAGAUGUCGUUGUACCCUGAAGAAGAUGUAGAAAAUAUAUGUUUGUCAUUCAUGAAUGAUGAACUUAACAAAGUAAUUCAAGAAGGGGAUGAUAUUUUAAAAACACUUAAAAUAAGUUAUGAUCGUCUCCCAUCUCAAUUGAAACAUUGUUUUGCUUUUUGUCGAUUAUUUCCAAAAGAUUAUGAAAUUGGGGUAGAAGAAGUGAUAAAUCUCUGGAUAGCUCAAGGGUUUAUAAAGUCAUCUAGUGAAAACCAAAAUGAUUUAGAAGAUGUUGGUUAUGCACAUUUUAUGCAUCUAGUUUGGGGUUCUUUCUUUGAACCGCCUUUUAAAAGUGAUGAUGAUGACGUAGUAAAAUUUAAAAUUCAUGACGCCAUGCAUGAUCUUGCAAUUUUAAUGGCAGGGACAACCGGAGUUGUGAUAGAUGGUCCAAAGGCAAAAGUAUUUGAUGAUAGAACUCGUCAUGUAUCUUUAACUUUUAGUUCUAUUGAGCUAUGGAAAAUACCUAUGGACUCACUUAAACAAAACAGGAAACUAAGAACAUUUUUGUCAUCCAAUCAAAAACAUGACGACUUUAUUCAACGUCCCUUUUACUAUAAAGGGAUUUCUGAAGUUAUUUUAUCUUCUUUUAAAUUACUUAGAGUUUUAGGUUUGUAUAGUAUGGGAUUUAGUAAAUUACCAAACACUAUAGGCGGAUUAAAACAUUUAAGAUACCUUAAUCUUUCGUCAAAUCCAUUUGUGUCCCUUCCUAAUUCUAUAACUACAUUGCAUAAUUUGCAUACUUUGAAUCUCGAAUAUUGUGAAAAACUUUGGAGAUUGCCUCAAGAGAUAGAUAAAUUGUUGAACUUGAAGCAUCUUCUGUUGAAAGGCUGUCUUAGUUUAGUUUUUAUGCCAAGUGGAUUAGGUAGAUUGACUUCUCUCCGCAGGUUAGGUGAAUUUAACCAAUGCAGUUACAGGUCAAAGAAUAUUGCCAGGCUUGAGGAAUUGGGCAACCUCAAUAGCUUAAGAGGAUCCUUACGAAUUAAUCUAAAACACGGGAAACAUGAUUCUUUGGAAUGCAGUGCUGCACAUUUAAACAAGAAACAACAUCUUCAACAUAUAAUUUUGUCGUGGGAAGUUGAGGGAGAUGAUGACAUUACAGGAGAAAUGAUUGAGAGUGAUGAGUUGUCAUUAGAUGCCCUACAACCUCAUCAAAAUUUAAAAAUACUGACAAUUCAUCAAUGUACCGGCAUUAGAUUAGCACAUUGGCUCUCAUUGCUCACUAAUCUUGUUUACUUGAGUUUAGAUGCCUGUAUAAAAUGCCAACAACUCCCAGAGUUGGAUCAACUACCUUCUCUUCAAGAAUUUCAUCUUUCUGAGUUGGGUAGUUUGGAGUACAUAUCACCCAAGUUCUCUGCUUCAUCAUUAUUCUUUCCUUCACUCACUUCCCUUUCAAUUUUUCACUGUCCUAAAUUGAAGGGGUGGUGGAGAGACUCUGCCAACCUAAACCAAGCCCAAGGUCAUUUUGUGCUCCCUUCUUUCUCUUGUCUUUCUGUACUAAACAUUUAUGACUGCCGUAACCUUACUUCCAUGCCAUUAUUUCCAAAUCUUGAGAAAUUCUUUAUGUAUAAAUGUAGCUCGAAGCUAUUAUUAGAAGAUACAAUAAUGAGGAGGAACAUUGCUGGUAUGGUAGCAUCGUCUUCUUCUUCUUCUUCUUCUUCUUCUUCUUCUUCUUCUUCUUCUUCUUCUUCUUCUUCUUCUUCUUCUUCUUCUUCUUCUUCUUCUUCUUCUUCGUCUGCAUCCUUCUCCCUUUUGUCCAAAUUGGAACACUUGGCUAUUGAAGGAAUAAAUGAAGACGAGGAUGUAGAAUUCCUAAGAGAGAGAAUUGCCAAUCUCUUCUCAUUACGAUUUCUUCAAAUUUGCGAAUGUGACAAUUUGGCCUCACUCCAGAAGCUAGAAUAUUUAUGCUUGGUUCUUACAGAAAGUUGCUCCCACCAUGCUUAGUAGGAAAAUGAGAAAUAAUACCUUCUACAAAUUGACUAAAAUAAUCUACUUUUUCAAUUAAUUCUUUUAAAUGUAGUGUUCUGAUGCAUUCAAUACCUAUUACUCACUACAAAAAUCUCAUAUUUUAUUGUAAAAUUACUUUCAUUACUACAAAUUAUUAAUUUUAAAUUACUGUAAAAAGAAAAAAAAGAUUAGUAAGCUUUUUCUAACAAAUUUUAGAAAACUUGUCUCAUCUUUUAAUAAUGCCCCCCCAAUUCAAUAUUUUUUUCCACUCAAUUUCACACUUCUUUCCCCUCUUUUUCCUUCUCCAUCGAACACUGUACAAGUGUGCUUGGUAAAGAUAUUUUGUUAGGAAUUAUGAGAAUGAAAUUGUUUUAUUUUGUAAAGAGAUAAUUUAAGGAGAAAAAAAAAAUGUUUGCUGUUAAAAAUUACUCUAUUAUUAUAUAUGCAUAUAUGUGUGUGUGUCUAAUGUAUAUGCAGUAAUACUGUAAGAGUGACCUGCAAGAAAACAGUGGAGAGGAAAUGUCAGCCGCCAGUACUCUUUGUUGGUGCAUUGAAUGAAUGGUGACAAACAAAGGCUUUUUGGUUCUUAACAACAUCAUGGCCAGGCCACCCUUGUUUGUUUUAAAAUCCCUCUUAUUAGAGCUUGCUAGGAGAAGCUGCUGAUAAAGUGAAUUUGUUCAAUGAGAUGGAGUUCAUGACCAUAUGCUAGAAUUAAUAUCUGGUACUGAAACAGAAAAAGAUGUAUCCAAACUCUCAUUGUUUUGUACAAAACUACCUAGUGUUCAUCUCAUUCUUGUUGAGAUGGGCAAGGAGCUUUGAUCUUGAGGGUGCAUUUGCAGACUACGAGAGUAGGAGUUACGAGAAUUGGCUUUGAUCUUGAGGGUGCAUUUGCAGACUACGAGAGUAGGAGUUACGAGAAUUGGCUUUGCGAUACGUGUAUCUGUAAGACUUCAUUCACUUUGUAAGAUUGACUUGGAAUAUGGUGGAUUUGGUUACUGAGGAGCUCCUCUCAGCUUUAUUCCUUUUUUUUUUAGGCCGAACCACAUAAAUUUCUCUUGUUCAUUCUGCUUGCUUGUUUUCUUUUCUUAAGGCUGAAAAUGUAUGUAUGUAUGCUCACACCAAUGAAAAUGUUCACAUUUAAUA
This is a messenger RNA of Cannabis sativa, 4890 nucleotides long. Its product is annotated as disease resistance protein RGA2-like. Gene Ontology annotation, molecular function: ADP binding; protein binding. The transcript has 2 exons. Gene Ontology annotation, biological process: defense response to other organism. NCBI's taxonomy places the organism in Eukaryota, Viridiplantae, Streptophyta, Magnoliopsida, Rosales, Cannabaceae. Bases 613 to 3744 code for a protein of 1043 amino acids. The record is from RefSeq and is a predicted model, not a curated record.